Scylla paramamosain (green mud crab) is the source of this 1115-nucleotide messenger RNA. RefSeq names its product coiled-coil-helix-coiled-coil-helix domain-containing protein 7-like. The transcript has 4 exons. Bases 205 to 552 code for a protein of 115 amino acids. NCBI's taxonomy places the organism in Eukaryota, Metazoa, Arthropoda, Malacostraca, Decapoda, Portunidae. Gene Ontology annotation, cellular component: mitochondrion. The record is from RefSeq and is a predicted model, not a curated record. Gene Ontology annotation, biological process: mitochondrial respiratory chain complex assembly.
UGUGGUUAGAGUAAGUCAAGUCCAAUGUUGUGUUUUGUUGUGGUGCUGCUGCAGGUGAUGCAGGACUGUCAAUUCUGCUAGUAGCGCCUUACCAAGACUGAGCAAGGGAGGGGCAGACCCAGCAGAAGUCAUAGACAGAUAAUUGGAUCCAAUCACGCUGUGGUGAUGUAAUGCAGGUGUGCAGGAGGAAGGCUCUGGCAAGCUAUGUUUCAUGGGAUUUGGACAGAACCGUCAACCACCGAGGAAGGUCGGCAGAAAAACAUACGUCGGGGCUCCAAGCUGAAGCAUGAGGAAAAAAAUCCUUGCCUCAAGGAACAUGACAUGUCAUUCAAGUGUCUAGAAGAAUCUUCCUACAACAGGAAUGCUUGUGGUGAAUAUUUUGAAAACUACAAAAAGUGCAAAGAAUUCUGGGGCAACGUGCGUUCAGAGAGACGAAGGGCUGGUAUCGUACCUCAUCUGCCACCUGCUGAGGAGCGAGACAAGAUCAAGGCAGAGUAUUUGGAGAAUAGGAGAAGGAAAUAUCAGCAGCAACAACAGCAAGAACAGCAAUAGCAGAUGAUCAUUGGAAACAGAGUCAGAUAUGGUUAGUUUGUAUGCAAUGGCUCAAGGAGGUGAAAAUUUACAUACAUUAUAUUAUGUACAGUAGAUGGCAGUCUUGAUUGUCACUGAACAGGCUGAAAAUCAUAUUCUGUUAACAUCAUUGAACAUUUUGAUUGAUGAGUGGGCAUUUACUACAUUUGAACCUGAGGAUGGGUUGUGUGGUGUUUCAAAGGUCUCAGUCUUAUCUAGAACUAUAUAAGCUUUAAGCUGGUGGUCAUGAAUUCAGAAUGUGACCCUAGAGACUGUGGUAACACACACACACACACACACACAUAUACACACACACACACACACACACACACACACACACACACACACACACACACACACACACACACACACACACACACACACACACUAAGAAGAGAAGUUUGGGUUUAUUGUGGAAUCUUGGUGUACCAGAUUUUUGUUAUGUAGUCUUGUAUUUUAGUGUCACUAUAGUCUAUCUCUACUGUGACACUAUUUGCAUAUAAUAUAUGAUGAUGAUGGCAAGCAAUUAAAGAAAUAUGAGUGGU